GCGCAGUCCGUGUGCUGAGCUCUAAUGGAGGACAUGUCUGCUGUAUAAUCGUCUUUUUCUGCGCUGUUUUUUUGCUUUCGUGCACUCACCAGCUGUCAGUCGACCCAUCGACACCUUCCAGAAGGCAGAAUGGCUUCAGACUCUGUCUCUCAGAGCUCUCAGAGUCCUGUGACCAGGAUCAUGACCUUUCAUCCAACAAAAGAGGAGUUCAAAGACUUCAACAGAUACAUCGCAUAUAUGGAGUCACAGGGCGCUCACAGAGCAGGAAUGGCAAAGGUGGUGCCGCCGAAAGAUUGGAAGCCCAGACUCACGUAUGACGACAUUGACGAUUUGGUGAUUACCGCCCCUAUUCAGCAGGUUGUCACCGGCCAGUCGGGUCUCUUCACUCAGUACAACAUCCAGAAGAAACCAAUGACGGUCCGCGAGUUUCGCAAAACCGCCAACACAGACAAAUUCUGUAAUCCCAGAUACGCUGAUUUUGAUGAGCUGGAGAGGAAAUAUUGGAAGAAUUUAACAUUCAACCCUCCGUUAUAUGGGGCGGAUGUUAGCGGAACCCUCUAUGACCCAGAUGUCACAGAGUGGAAUAUUGGUCGUCUGAACACUAUUUUGGACACGGUGGAGAGAGAAAGUGGGGUCACAAUAAAAGGAGUAAACACUCCGUAUCUUUAUUUCGGCAUGUGGAAGAGCACGUUUGCCUGGCACACCGAGGACAUGGAUCUCUACAGCAUCAACUACCUUCACUUCGGAGAACCCAAGUCAUGGUAUGCCGUGCCUCCGGAGCAUGGGAAAAGAUUGGAGCGUCUUGCUAAAGGAUUUUUUCCUGGAAGCGCUCAGAGUUGCGAAGCCUUCUUACGACACAAAAUGACUUUAAUUUCACCAUCGAUUCUGAGGAAGUAUGGCAUUCCCUUUGACAAGGUGAGUCAGGAAGCUGGCCAGUUCAUCGUGACCUUCCCGUAUGGAUAUCACGCAGGGUUUAAUCAUGGAUUCAACUGCGCAGAGUCAACCAACUUUGCCACCCAGCGCUGGAUUGAUUACGGCAAACAGGCCACAUUAUGUUCUUGCCGGAAGGACAUGGUGAAGAUAUCUAUGGACUUGUUUGUUCACAAGUUUCAGCCAGAACGUUACAAACUCUGGAAAGCAGGAAAGGACAAUGCGCCCAUCGAUCACACAAAGCCCACACCAGUGGAAGCGGAGCGGACGGACGAGAGGAGCGAGGUCCAGACGGAAGAGCUCGGAGACGGCAGCGGAGCAGAAGCGGAGAAGACGGGAGAGCUGCAACAUGAAGAGGAGACGAACGCAAACGCUGAAGAGAAGAAAGAAGCUGUCGAUGGACAGCUGGAGACGGAUGAGAAGAAGGCUGUUGGUGUUGAGGAACCCAGCAGCACCUCGGAGCAGAACAACAGCUGUCCAAAGCAGAUUGUGGGGCAGAAGCGUCCUCAUGAUGCUGAAGGACAAGAUGACCAUCAGGUUCAAGAAGAGCGGGAUGUCGAGAAGAAGAAAGCUAAAUUGAGCGAGGUUGAGACAGAUGCAAGCCAAGAACAAUCCAUCUCUGCUGAUCCAGGUGAAGGGAAGGCUGAGGAAACCAUGCAGACAGACACCCCCCCUCCAAACCUGGAGGAGAAUCAAGCCCCUCCUCCUCACACAGAGGAAGAGGUUUCUCCAUCAAACCAGCAGCCGCAUCCCACCUCCAGCAGUGACAUCACAGCUCAGGCUCAAGAAGAUGACGUCACUCCUUUUGAACCCAGUGAUGUCACCUCAUCUUCACAAUCCAAUAGCAUCAGUGAUGUCACGGCUCAGAGCAGUGAUGUCACCACUCAGUCCGAUGCUGUCACUCAAAGCUGCGACAUCCAAACCAAACCCGAUGACGUCACUCAGAACGGUGAUGUCAACACGGAGCUCGCUGAUAUUGAACCCAGUGACAUCACACCCCAUUCAUGUUCCUCUGACAUCACACCAGAACAUCAUCCUGCAGAUAUGUCUGCUCAGUCCAGCAUUAACUCCACCCACAUCUAUGAUGUCAUUCCCGAACCCAGCGACAGCACUAUCAGCCCUAAGCAUGAAGCUAGUGAUAACUCCUCCCACAUCUGUGAUGUCACCCCUCAACCCAGCGACAGCACUAUCAGCCCUAAGCAUGAAGCCAGUGAUAACUCGGCCCACAUCUGUGAUGUCACCCCUGAAACCAGCAACAUCACUAUCAACCCUAAGCAUGAAGCCAGUGAUAACUCCACCCACAUCUGUGAUGUCACCCCUCAACCCAGCGACAGCACUAUCAGCCCUAAGCAUGAAGCUAGUGAUAACUCCACCCACAUCUGUGAUGUCACCCCUGAACCCAGCGACAGCACUAUCAGCCCUAAGCAUGAAGCCAAUGAUAACUCGGCCCACAUCUGUGAUGUCACCCCAGAACCCAGCAACAUCACUAUCAAACCUAAGCAUGAAGCCAGCGAUAACUCCGCCCACGUCUGUGAUGUCACCCUUGAACCCAGCAACAUCACUAUCAACCCUAAGCAUGAAGCCAGCGAUAACUCCACCCACGUCUGUGAUGUCAACCCUGAACCCAGCGACAUCACUAUCAACCCUAAGCAUGAAGCCAGCAAUAACUCCGCCCACGUCUGUGAUCUCAUCACUGAACCUGGCAGCAGCACCAUCCGCUGUGAGCCCAGCAUUACCACCUCCAACACCUCUGAUACAAUCAUAGAACCUGGCAAGUGCAUUUCAAACACUAUCAGCACUGAUGAAACCAGUCUUAACCCUGCCCACCUCUGUGACAUCACCACUGAACCUGGCAGCAGCACCAUCAGCCCUAUACACGAGCCAGGCGUUAGCUCCACACACACCUCUGAUGACACUACAGAACUCGACAGCAGCACCGUCAGCCCUAAAUGUGAGCCUGACUUAAGCUCCGCCCAGGUUUAUGAUGUCGCCACAGAUCCCAGCAACAGCACUGUCAGCCCUAAACAAGAGCUUUGCAUUAGCUCCGCCCACAUGGAUAAUGUUACCCUUGAACCCAGCAACAACCUGGUCAGCCCCAAGCGUGAGCCUGACACGAGCUCAGUCCCCGCCUGUGAUGUCACCGUAAACGCAAAGGCCACGGAGCUUUCGGAGUCGCAGAGUAGCUCUGUGUCAGCAGGCGGCGGUCAGGUGAACCAGUCUGAAGUCCAGCGUAUCUUCCAGAGGACUCUGAGUCCGGCUGAGGUGCUACACGUUCACAGCUACGCUAAAGGAGAUUACAGCGAGCUCGAACCACGCAUCAGGCACGAGAGGGAACGAGACAGUGAUUCGGAUAGCGAGUCUCAGGAAGACAGCAAGAAGACAACGCGAACCAGAAUCCCCAGACUACCUAGACAUCACCCUCUGAUGAAGGACAUCAUCAGUGAUGAAGAGCUACAGGACCCAUCUGCAUCAGAGGAGGACGGUCUGGACGGAGAGGCCUGGGCUCGACCUCUGACCCACCUGUGGCAAAACAAACCAUUUAAUCUAGAGAGAGAGCGAGAAUACAACAGAAAGAUGGGGCUGGUGCCACCCUACUGCGCAGUGUGCAUGCUGUUCCAAGCACACCCGCGGUCUGAAGGGGGCGACAGCGAGUCAGCCGUGGUGUUGCGUGGAGGUCAAAUGAGAACCAAACCUCUGAUUCCAGAGAUGUGUUUCAGCACCACCACAGAGGAGAACGCAGGCGUGCACCUGUCCACACCUCACCUGGACGCAGACGGAACCAGCCUGCUUAUCAGCUGCUCGCACUGCAGCGUCCGUGUGCACGCCAGUUGUUACGGUGUGCCUCAAGUAAGAGUCACAAAAGAGUGGAAAUGUGCCCGCUGUAAAGCCGACGCUCUCACAGAGAGUUGCUGUUUGUGUUCUUUGAGAGGAGGUGCUUUACACCGAGCCAAUAAUGGCAAGUGGGUUCAUGUGCUGUGCGCAGUGGCCGUGCUUGAAGCGCGCUUUGUCAACAUCACGGAACGAUCUCCUGUGGAUCUCAGCGGCAUUCCCUUACAGAGAUUUAAACUGAAAUGCUAUUACUGCAAACGGCGCAUGAAGAAAACGUCAGGAUGCUGCGUGCAGUGUUCUCACGGUCGCUGUCCCACAUCCUAUCACCCCACUUGCGCGCAGGCUGCAGGUGUCAUCAUGCACCCGGACGACUGGCCGUUCAUCGUCUACGUCACCUGCUGCCGGCACAAAGGGCCAGUACAGUCAGAGCGAAACGCAGCAGCUCUGAGAGCCGAGCUCAGCGUGGGUCAAAAGGUCAUCUGCAAACACAAAAACGGCCGUUACUAUCAGUGUGAAGUGAUACAGCUGACAAAAGAGACGUUUUAUGAGGUCAACUUUGAUGACGGAUCCUUCAGCGAUAACCUUUUCCCAGAAGACAUUGUGAACCGGGACUGCGCUCAGCUGGGUCCACCUCCGCAGGGUGAAGUGGUUCAGGUCAGAUGGACCGAUGGCCUUGUUUAUGGAGCCAAAUUUGUGGCAGCUCAUGUCAUACAGAUGUACCAGGUGGAGUUUGAGGACGGAUCGCAGCUCACCGCAAAGAGAGAAGACGUCUACACUCUGGACGAAGAACUUCCCAAGAGGGUCAAGUCUCGUCUGUCCAAGGCCUCGGACAUGCGCUUCGACGGGAUGUUUGGAGAGAAGAAGGUUCAGGAAAGCAAGAGGCAGAGAGUGAUCAACUCCAGAUACAGAGGGGACUACAUCGAGCCCGUCAUCUAUCGAGCCAUCAUGGAGUAGUCGGCAAUGACGCGACCUUCAUCCGAAACCACCAGCACCCAUCCAGCAGACUCUAGUAUACCCUGUUUAUAUCAACAGCGUUCAGAUAGCAGUGGUCAGAAGCCUGAAGGGGUUUGACCACUUCCUAUAGACCCCUACAAGCUGUCGUUCGUCCAGCAUGUUACGUUUUUCUGGUGUGGGUGUGGAGUCGACGCAGGGCGUUCAUUGUUCAUAAUCUUUGUUCAGAUGUUCCCACAUGGUCCCCGGAUGAAUUGGCACAGGAAGCAGUAGCUUGUCUCAUUAAUAAUUGUUCGUAAAAAAGAAAUAUGAUUAUUUGUUAUCUCCAUUUUAGGAAUUGCGUUAAUUUAUUUGACUGAAUUCAGGGUGCUGUUUUACCCAUCUUUUACAGAACGGAGGUGCCAUUACAAUUUUACGAUGCUUUUAUAUGAUCUACACUGUUGUAAAUUGUGCAGUAGACAUCCUGAAUAUUGUGCUUUAUUUGGAACAUAAUGAAAUUAGCUUUUCAUCUCGAGAGAUGUUUUUACACGGCUAUUUAUUACCUGGUGCUUUCCGAAAGUAACUUUUACAAGAAAUGUGCGAGUUACUGUGCUGUCCAAGUUCAAAGCCGAUUUGUCAUUCUGUUUUAUGAAAGAGGAUAAAGCCGAACAUGCCAAGAAUCUCACUUUCACAGCUCACAGAGCCCUGCCUUGCACUCUUGUUUCAACACAAUUUCAGGCAUAAUGUAGCUUACUGCUGUCAACAUAUUAUCACACCCCCUGGGGUUUUAAUAAGCUAUUUUUGCACUUUUAACUGUUUUUGUAUGACUUUUUAUCUGUUUCCUUUCAGUAGCCAAGCUCCAGAGAUAACAAUGCAUUUAUGAACGUUGAGGCCCAUUGCCUGUCUGUUGACCAGCUUUUGGUAAAAGAUUGUAGUGGUCCUCCUUUGUUUGUUAGAGGGCUGAGUUUCACCAUAAAUGAAUUAUAAAAGUUUUUUAUCAAGAAGCCUUUAUUUGUUUUUUUUUAAAUACAUGUUUAAUGUUCAUAUACUGUGAGAUAGUUUUUGUAUGUUGUAAUUUAAAACUGAAGCUUUCAGCAUGGUUUUGGCUGCCUCUUGUUUUGCUUUUGAAUACGAGUCUCGUUCUCACUCCUGUUAUAAACGCAAAGGCUCGAAGACAUUUUUGUAUUUUGUAAAAAAUCAUUUAUGUGCGUUAGUAAAGAAUGUGAGCCGACAUGUUUCUUAUCAAGCUGCGUUUUUGCCCUGUGAGAACUCCGUGUUUGCUCGCGUGCACUUUUAUCCAAAGCAGCGAACAUCGCGAUAUAAUUAAUUGCAUGUUUGUUCUCUGGGAUUUAAAUCCAUGAACUUUGAUGUAUUGCUGAUGCCCGGUUUCACAGACAAGGUUUAAGACUAACUUAGUCCCAGACUAAAAUGAAAAUUUGAGCUGUUUUAACUGAAAAUAAAUUGCCCUGGCAUAUCUAAAAAUAUGUAAUUGCCAUUGUUUUGUCUCAACAUGCACACCAAUAAUGUUUUUAUCCAAGGCGUUUUAAUAAAAGCGAUUUAAAUAUCCUAAUUUAACUAAUAGUCCUGGCUUAAGCUAAGCCUUCUCUGUGAAAAUGGGCCUUACACCGUGUCCACACCGGACGCGACAGGCGCGACGCGACACAACAAAAGACAUUAGAAACGCAUUCGAACCCAUUAUUUCAAUUUUGUCCACACUGGAUGCAGUGUAAACACGGUGUUAGUCUUUAAUAAAGUAAUUACGGUGUUAAUAAAUCUACACAUUAUAACAAGUAGCAAUUCAAAGUAGUUAAACUAGAGUGUCGUCAUUGAUCACUGCUCGUGUCCGGGAUAACUGAGGUAAAUAAAAAAAAUUCUAAAACAUUUUUAAUGGAUCUUUAGAUACAAUGCAUAUGUUUUAAAUUAAUUACCAGUGUUGGGUAUGAUACUUCAAAAGUAAUAUUUACUAAUUACAUCAUCACUCACAAAAA
Triplophysa rosa is the source of this 6677-nucleotide messenger RNA. It is a transcript of the gene kdm4aa, whose product is annotated as lysine (K)-specific demethylase 4A, genome duplicate a. The record is from RefSeq and is a predicted model, not a curated record. Gene Ontology annotation, biological process: chromatin remodeling. The transcript has 22 exons. Bases 130 to 4713 code for a protein of 1527 amino acids. Gene Ontology annotation, cellular component: nucleus. NCBI's taxonomy places the organism in Eukaryota, Metazoa, Chordata, Actinopteri, Cypriniformes, Nemacheilidae. Gene Ontology annotation, molecular function: histone H3K36 demethylase activity; histone H3K9 demethylase activity.